Molecule: messenger RNA, 450 nt
Organism: Arachis stenosperma
Lineage: Eukaryota; Viridiplantae; Streptophyta; Magnoliopsida; Fabales; Fabaceae
Exons: 1
Coding region: 1-450 (149 amino acids)
Source: RefSeq, a predicted model, not a curated record
AUGGAGAGAGGCCUAAGACAAGGAGAUCUUCUGUCUCUCCUUCUGUUUGUGCUUAUGGUCGAUGUUUUGCAUAGGAUGUUAGGGGAAGCCGUCAGGAAGGGACGAAUCGCUCCGCUACUGGUCGGAGGAGAUCGUAUCGAAUUGUCACAUCUACAAUUUGCAAAUGAUACUAUAUUAUUUUGUCCUUUAGAGACAGAGACAAUUGUGAAUUAUAAGAGGCUGUUGCGGUGUUUUGAGCUGAUAUCUAGACUAAGCAUCAAUUUUGAUAAGUCGAAUCUGAUUCCGGUGAAUUGUGAGCAGGAAUGGGUAGAUCAUGUGUGUGGCUUACUAGGGUGCAAUCAAGCAGACUUACCUGUGAGGUACCUCGGGGUCCCAUUAGGUGCAAAUCCGCACCUGGUGAAAACUUGGAAACCAAUCAUAGAUAAGGUGAAAGAGAAACUCAGCUUAUGA